AUGGCUGAAUUUGGAGAGAUCCUGCGUAACAUCGGAGAAUUUGGAAAAUUUCAGAAAAUCACCCUUUUUGCUCUUUGCUUCCCAAAUCUCAUUCUGCCUUUUCACUUUGCCAACCUAUUUUUCAUCCAGUCAGAUCCUGAACGGCACUGUAACACAAACUGGGUCCUCAAGGCUGAUCCUAACCUAACCUCACAUGAGCAGCUGAACCUGACUCUGCCUCGGGAGGAGGAUGGGACCUUCAGCAGGUGUCGGAUGUUUGUGCCUGUGGAUUGGAACAUCAGUGACAUCAGGGAGUAUGGACUCAAUGAAACCACAGGGUGCCAGAAUGGAUGGGUGUACGGCAACAUGAUAUAUGAGGCCACUGUAGUAACUGAUUUUGAUCUAGUUUGUGACCAGGCUAAUAUGGUAGAAGUGGCGCAAGCAGUGUUGAUGGCUGGCAUUCUUGUUGGGUGUCUCGUAUUUGGACCUUUUGCUGAAUCGUUUGGUCGUAAACGGGCAACUCAGAUGCCAGUCAUUGUAAUGCUCAUAUUUACUGUAACAACUGGAAUAUGUCCAAACUUCCCCUUGUACUUGGUAUCCCAGUUUAUAUUGGGCAUUGGCUAUGGAGGUUAUCGACUUAAUAGCGUUAUAUUAGCCACUGAAUGGAUUGGGGUGUCCAAAAGAUCAUGGGGAGCAUGUGUGACUCACAUGUUUGGUGCAGUUGGACAGUGCAUCCUUGCUGGUAUGAUUUACUUUGUCAGGGACUGGAGACUGGCUCAGCUAAUCACAGCAGCUCCAAUUGCAGUGAUUGCUAUUUACAUAUGGUUUAUUCCAGAGUCGGCCAGGUGGUUAUUGGACAGAGGGAGGACAGAAGAGGCUAAACAGCUGCUUGUAAAGGUGGCAGCCAUUAACAAACGUACUGUUCCAGACCACCUGCUGGAAGAGAUCGUUGUCAAAGAAACUGAGAAAAAGGGAGGCAUAAUAAUUCUUAUCCAAUCACCUCUGCUUAGGAAGUAUUUCUUUACCAUAAUAUUCGCAUGGUUCUCACUGAAUGUUACCUACUACUGCCUUUCAUUCAAUGUGGGAAAUUUUGGCUUGGACAUCUUCCUGACACAGCUCAUGUUUGGUCUGACUGAACUACCAGCUCAUAUACUUUGCAUCUGGUUGUUAGAAGCAGUAGGGAGAAAAAUAUCCCUCAUGGCAACACUUCUAAGUGGAGGAUUCUUGUGCAUCUUAAUCCUAGCUUUUCCUCAAGAUAAUGCUGUUGCUAUUACCGUACUGGCAACCUCAGGACGUUUUUUCGCUAACUGGGCAGGAUCCAUAUGUAGUGUGUAUAUUCAGGAGCUGUUCCCGACAUCUUUCCGACAAACUGCCUCUGGUUUGGGCUCCAUUGCGAGCAGAGCUGGUGGGUUGCUGUCUCCACUGCUCAACAUGUUGGCCGUGUACCACUGGUCCAUACCCGUCGUAGUCUUCAGCAGCCUUACACUGAUUAGUGGAGGUCUUGGCUUCCUGCUUCCCGAAACCAGGAGAAGAGAGCUCCCUGAUUCAACCGAUGAGGCCGAGAGCAUCAGAAAUAAGAGCACCAUGAAGAAACAAAGAGGAUCAAAACUCCAUCCACACAGCAAAUCAACCAAACUGUAG
Molecule: messenger RNA, 1620 nt
Organism: Scomber scombrus (Atlantic mackerel)
Lineage: Eukaryota; Metazoa; Chordata; Actinopteri; Scombriformes; Scombridae
Product: solute carrier family 22 member 13-like
Exons: 10
Coding region: 1-1620 (539 amino acids)
Biological process (GO): transmembrane transport
Cellular component (GO): membrane
Molecular function (GO): transmembrane transporter activity
Source: RefSeq, a predicted model, not a curated record